AUGGUUAAAUUGCUUAAAUUUGAUAUUGAAUUUAAUAAUGCAGAAAGUGCCUAUUUUGCUGGACAAGAAGUAUCUGGAAAGGUUGUAAUCGAAAAUACUGAACCAAAAAAGAUAAAUGAAAUAUUAUUGGAACUUAAAGGACGAGCUAAAACAUAUUGGACAAAGCAUUCAGGCAAAUCAAGAAUGCAUUGCAGUCAAGCAGAGCCAUAUUUUUGUGAACAAUUCAAUACUUGCUAUACUCAUCAAUUUACUCAAACUACUUCAGAUAAUCAAAAAGAAAGAAUUUUACCAGAUGGAAGGCAUGAAAUACCAUUUUCUUUCACUUUACCAAAAACUUUGCCAACAUCAUUUGAAGGAGAAUUUGGCUUUAUUCGUUAUACAUGUAAAGCAAUAUGUGAACGACCCUGGGAUGUUGAUAUUAUAUCAAAACGAGCAUUUACUGUUAUCGGUAUUGAAGAUAUCAAUCAAGAUCCCGAGGCAAUGGAGCCAGUUUGUGAAACAGAAUGCAUUUCAUCGGUGAAACUUUGCUGUCAAAAGCAAGGUUCUAUAGCAGUUAAAAUGUCAGUUGAUCGAACUGGAUUCACACCUGGUGAAAAAAUUCAAGUAAAUGCAUUGAUAACUAAUGAUAGUACCAAAAUGAUUCGAUGUUUAACAUUAAAAAUGAAACAAUAUAUUGAUUACAGGGCUAAAACAUUUGCUGGCAAUGAAGAAAUGAAACAAGCAAAUCGGUUAAUUGCAAAGAAAGAGAAAGGUGACAUUGCGUCACAUUCGACAUUUGCAUGGACAAAUGAAACAAUUGAUGUGCCACCUGUUCCACCGAGGUUAUCGCGGUGUAAAAUUAUACAAAAUAAUUAUAUGAUUGAAUUAGAUGUUGAUGGUAAUGUUGCAACUGUAAUACCAAUACAAAUAGGCACAAUACCAUGUUUAGCUGCAUUAUUUCAACGAAAUUUAAAUGAUAAAAAAGAAAUUGAUGAUGAUGAUGAUGAUGAUAAUGAUGAUGAUAAUAAUGAUAACGAUGGAAAGAGUAGAAUAAAUGGUGAUAUUAAAAUUAAUGAAUCAUCAUCGAUGCUUCCAAGUAAUAAACCAAAAAUACAGGUUACAAUAACAACUGAAAAUGGCCAAACAUUGGAUAAUACAAGUGAAACUGAUGAAUUAAGCCCAGACAUGGAGCUAAUGUUAUUAUCCAAGAAACGUGUACGUAUACCAAGUUCCAUCCUCAGUGAACUUUACCCAAAACUUCCAAAUCCAUAUUACAGACAAUCACUUUUUGGUGAAGUGGACAUAUCAGAAGAUCAAGAACAUGUACAGUAUGGUGAUACUAAAUUUGCUCCUAAAUAUCCAUUUUAUACGGAUUAA
Brugia pahangi is the source of this 1356-nucleotide messenger RNA. NCBI's taxonomy places the organism in Eukaryota, Metazoa, Nematoda, Chromadorea, Rhabditida, Onchocercidae. The record is from the annotation of a GenBank genome assembly.